Molecule: messenger RNA, 1087 nt
Organism: Leptopilina heterotoma
Lineage: Eukaryota; Metazoa; Arthropoda; Insecta; Hymenoptera; Figitidae
Exons: 4
Coding region: 98-835 (245 amino acids)
Source: RefSeq, a predicted model, not a curated record
AGCGCAGGUGAAGAGAACGAUCGAGAGAACUCAAUAGUUUUGUUCGCUACAAAGAUCAGUUUCAAUGAUUCAAUCGUCUGAGAUAUAAGUACUAAACAUGAAAGUCAUUCUUUUUUCCAUUUUUGUUACAUUCGUUAUUUUUGAAGUUGUAAAUUCUUCAGAAAUUUCAAUUAAAAAUGAAAAAGUUAUCAAUGGAUUAAAAAACACAACACAAUUGAUUAUCGAAAAACUUAAACAAUUCGAGGAAAAAAUGCAUUCUGAUAUGAAAAUCAAAAUUAAUCAAUCAAAACUUGAUUCUUUAAAUCGUAUGGAUGGAAUUGUUUAUUACGUUCUCCAUGGAGUCGAGACGGCAGUCAGUGCAGUGAACGUUACAGGAAUUGAUGCUUCAUCUUGUCAAAAAAUGUCAAACAAUAGUUUGAGAAAAUUGAACGAAACGACUUAUUUGAAUCUUGACAAAUGUACUCCAAUUUCUUUGUCAUCUGCUACUCCACUUUUGAAAAAUAUUACCAAAGCCCUACAGGUUGCAAAUAAAACUAUAACUGAUCUCAACAAUAUCGUGGCCACAUGUUCUUUGGACAAAGCAACAAUACCAGAAAAGUGUGUCAUUAAUAAAAUCGAAGAAUUUCAAAUCUCAAAUAAUAGACAACAAAAUAUCAUAUUCAAAUUAAAAAAUGAAGGACUCACUGUAUUGAAAAAUGUGAAAAUUUCAGCAAAAGCCUGUCAAUCAAAAUUCGUCUACGAUAUGCGAGUUGAAGCUACAUUUAAAGUUUAUCGAGACGCUAAUCUUUGCAUUCGAAGUAUUUACAAAUCCGGUCUUUAUAAAAUUUUACUUUAAAUUAAAAUUUUCAAUUUCAAAAAAAAAUUUAAGAUUCAGAAUUUUAUUUUUGAAAUGUAAAUCGUAACAAAUGUUUCUUCAUUUCAAAAAAAUACCCAGUGGGCACUGGGACUUGGGAUGUCUUUAGGGCAUCCUUGCAUGAAAAUAAAAAUUUAAUCAAAAUCAGGUUAAAUUUAUAAAAUUUUUCAUAUUUAUUAAAUAAUUAAUGAGUACAGGUCCCAAAAAAAUUCCAAUUUAAAUAAAUUUAUAAUU